CCAGGUUGAGCUAAGGCUAUUUCCGGUCGUCAUUCAACAAAAUAGCUUUAAGUGAAAUACGGCAGUCUUGUUUUCCCUGAUCUGCUUUAUUACCGAUAGGCGAAGAAGUUCAUUUCCAACCCUGGGCUGUGGCAAGGCAUAUUUUUCUCUAGUUGUGCUAUCUCGAUCCGGAUUCUGUAACCACACAUCAUGACGCUGUUUCAUUUCGGGAACUGCUUUGCUCUGGCAUAUUUUCCUUACUUUAUAACAUACAAGUGCAGCGGCCUCUCAGAAUACAAUGCCUUCUGGAGAUGUGUCCAGGCUGGAGCAACUUAUUUGUUUGUCCAGCUUUGCAAGAUGUUGUUCCUUGCAACAUUUUUCCCCACAUGGGAAGGAGGAGCAGGAGUUUAUGACUUCGUAGGGGAGUUUAUGAAAGCAACAGUGGACCUGGCCGACCUGCUGGGCCUCCAUCUUGUCAUGUCUCGUAACGCUGGUAAAGGAGAGUACAAGAUCAUGGUGGCUGCUAUGGGCUGGGCAACAGCAGAGCUUGUAAUGUCCAGGUGUCUUCCUUUGUGGGUCGGAGCCAGAGGGAUUGAGUUUGACUGGAAGUACAUCCAGAUGAGUUUUGACUCUAACAUUAGUCUGGUGCAUUACAUCGCCAUGGCAGCAGUAGUAUGGAUGUUCACACGAUACGACCUUCCUAAGAGCUUCAGACUCCCUGUUACUGUGCUGCUGGCUCUCUGUGUCUACAAGGCCUUCUUAAUGGAGUUGUUUGUCCACGUCUUCCUGCUGGGCAGCUGGACGGUGCUGCUGGUGAAGGCCGUGCUGACCGGUGCCAUCUCUCUCUGCUCACUGUUUCUCUUUGUCACUCUGGUCCACAGCAACUAAACAGCUCUGACAAUAUCCUAUGACAGACUGAACCCGGGUUUGUCAUAAAAAAAUGACUCCUGAGAUCAUUUCAGUCUUUCUUGUCACCAUAAAACACCAGAGACUGAUGGAGAGUGCUGGUUUGAGUUUGAUGGUUGGACUGAUUUGACCUACAAAUCCAGAAAAAGAACUCGCCAGUAGGUGAAGCAACCAGUUAGUCUUGUUUGGUUUUCUCUGACACAGAUGUGUCGUGACACCGGGAAGCUUCAGUACGAUCGGCCUGCCUAAGCUGUGAUGUUUUCUUUUUUAAAGGUGAUAUUUUUUAUAUCAGUAGAGCCAGAAAUGAAUUAAAACUUAAUGAAUAACUUAAAUCUUUCCUAUCAGAUGUCCAUGCAUACAUGGCCACAUUAAGAGUUAGUACAUUUAUUAGUGAUUUUCUUCUGUUAUAGUUUAUUCUGUUGCCACAAAUAUCAAUUUAUUUAUAUCAAGGCAAAAAUAAAACAUAGUGAAACAUGACAGUAGCAAGAUUUUCUCUGAUAAAAGAAAAAAUAUAUAAAGUGAAAAAGCUGAGUACAGCCCUCAUUAUGAUUACACUGGGAUCCUCUCAGCAUUAACACCAACAUUGUAAGAUUCUGUGAUUUUGAUGUUUGAUUAAUAAAUGUUUUUGUCUUA
Cheilinus undulatus (humphead wrasse) is the source of this 1518-nucleotide messenger RNA. It is a transcript of the gene tmem147, whose product is annotated as transmembrane protein 147. Lineage: Eukaryota; Metazoa; Chordata; Actinopteri; Labriformes; Labridae. The record is from RefSeq and is a predicted model, not a curated record. Bases 190 to 867 code for a protein of 225 amino acids. The transcript has 9 exons.